This is a messenger RNA of Colletotrichum tamarilloi, 1116 nucleotides long. RefSeq lists its product as uncharacterized. The transcript is spliced from 2 exons. Lineage: Eukaryota; Fungi; Ascomycota; Sordariomycetes; Glomerellales; Glomerellaceae. The record is from RefSeq and is a predicted model, not a curated record. The coding region runs from base 1 to 1116 and encodes 371 amino acids.
AUGAGACCAACCUACGCCGGAGUCCUUGCAGCUCUGAUUGCAACAAGCUUCGCAGCUCCGACGAACAUAUCCUGCACUGCUUCGAAGCCCGUCUGCAAGGAGCUGGUGUUACCCAUCACUGCAGCGGCGAACAACACAGCCUUCCCCGCGUACCCGACCUCGACUGAACCAGGUGUUCUCUUUGAGUGGCUCGGCAGCUUUAAUGCUUCGACCCUACCCAAUGCGCCAGUCGAGGGCACCUUCAACAUCAGUGCAUUGUACUGCGAGCCGACCGUCAAGGAGUACUGGAAUGGCGAAAACUACCCAAAUUCUUCGUUCUAUGGCGAAUACUCUUGGAUCUACCACGCCGCCUCGCAAGGCUAUGCAACUCUGGCAAUCGACAACCUUGGCAACGGCCACUCCUCGCGUCCCGACCCCGUUCAGAUCGUCCAGACGCCGCUCCAACUGGCCGUCGUCUACGAGAUUCUCAGAAGCAUCCGCGCAGGCUCUCUCUCAGGAAUUCCGAAGUACGACAAGGUCAUUAUGGGCACACAUUCCUACGGGUCCAUCAUUGGUCGCGUCCUCGCAACAAUCUUCCCCACUUCAGGAGCGGAUGCAUACAUCCUGACUGCUACAGCUGCAGAACUCACCGGCCUGAAUGGAUUCAUUGCCGAUAUUGCGCCCCGAGCCGCCACAGCCGUGGAUCCGCGAUUCAAAGGUCUAGCACCUGGAUACCUCUCCGCCACUAAAGACAUCCGCCAAGUCCUCUACGGCCCCGAUGGCGGCUUCAAUCCAGCGGUAGUAGCGUGGGACGCCGCUUCUCCCCACAUGUUUGCAGCCGGGGAGAUAGCAGGUUCUGGUUCUACUCAGUCGUCGACCUUUACGGGUCCCGUGAUGAUCAUUUCGGGGAGGCAGGAUCAGAUCGCUUGUGGUUCGGGCAGUAUUUCUGAUGUCCCCGCGGUUGAUUGUGGCGUGGGACCCGAAAGCCACAUUGAGCAGACCAGGAGCCUUUUCCCAAAUGUGGAACAAUUUGUGGCAUAUGUCCCAGACAACACGGGGCAUAAUGUCAACACGCAUUAUUCUGCACCAGAGAGUUUUGGUGCUGCGCAUGCUUGGCUUCAGGGUGUAGGAUUCUAG